This is a messenger RNA of Cydia amplana, 1014 nucleotides long. Its product is annotated as pancreatic lipase-related protein 2-like. Bases 9 to 1001 code for a protein of 330 amino acids. The record is from RefSeq and is a predicted model, not a curated record. Gene Ontology annotation, molecular function: lipase activity. NCBI's taxonomy places the organism in Eukaryota, Metazoa, Arthropoda, Insecta, Lepidoptera, Tortricidae. The transcript has 6 exons. Gene Ontology annotation, biological process: lipid catabolic process.
UCGUGAAAAUGAAGUUGUUUGCCCUGAUAUCCGUCGCUAUAGCAGUUACGUCUGCGAGCGUCAUCAAAGACCCUACCGAGGGUUAUCAGGAUGGGGACAGAUACUUCCUGUUUCCGGGCGACGGGGACAACUUACUCCAUCUGGUCGACACACUCGAGCCCGUCGACGAAGAAUUCAUCCGGGCCUACGAGCGAAACCUGGAUAGCAACGGCUACUGGCUGUUUACACGGGCAAAUCCUCACGUCGCUCAAUUUCUGCUAGAUGGAAACGUGAACAGCGUACUGCAGUCCAACUUUGAUUUGAGAAAGGAUACAGUCUUCCUAGCUCAUGGAUGGAAUGGUCAUGGUGGAAAUGAUAUGAACACUCAACUCACUGAAGCUUUCCUUCAAGUGGCUGACGUGAACGUCAUAGUCGUGGACUGGAACCUCCUCGCCAACCGCAGCUACAUCACGGCCAAGAAUGGCGUCGCCGCAGUUGGCCGCGGACUCGGCCACUUCAUCCGCUGGCUGAGCCAAGGAUUUGGGCUCUCGCUGGAUACAGUGCACUUGGUUGGGUUCAGUCUUGGUGGACAUUUGAUGGGCAACGCGGGCCGAGAGCUGCAGGGCCAAGUUAGAAGGAUCACAGCUCUGGACCCGGCCGGUCCCCUAUGGGGCAGCGACAACAACCGCAUCGUCUCAACCGACGCCCGCUACGUCGAGGUCAUUCAUACCAACACCGCACUGUUCGGCUACUCCGACCCCUGCGGCCACUCCGACCACUACCCGAACGGCGGCUCAAGCAUGCCUGGCUGCUGGUUGAACAGCUGCUCACACUCGAAAUCCUGGGAAUACAUGGCUGCCACGGUCAAGUAUGACCAUCUCUUAGGCAACGAGUGCGAGACCCAGAGAGAUGCUAGGAGGGGCAGAUGUUCUGGCCCUCUUCAGUCAAUGGGCAACGGAGAUGUCAACAAAGAACAGCUCGGCAUCUUCAGAGCAGACACCGCAAGAAAUUACCCGUACUAAAUAAUGUUAAAAA